ACUCGGUUCGGUUUGGUUUAACACUGGUGUGUGACAGAGUGGAUGCCUCUCGCUAAUAUGGUAGUCCCUUAAUGCCGUAAAGACGGUAACAAACGGCGUCCUUCCCGAUCCCAUCGUCAUCGUCCCCGUCGAUCGAGGCCAUUAUCAAGGGUUGGCACUUGGAGCGAAGCGACAGAUUGAGGAUGGGCGGCGGCGGAGCGGAGCGAUGGUGCGUGGUCACCGGCGGCCGUGGCUUCGCUGCCCGGCACCUGGUCGAGAUGCUUCUCCGCUCUGACGACUGGUGCGUCCGCGUCGCUGAUCUCGCACCGUCCAUCUCGCUUGAGGCCCACGAGGAGGCCGGUGUCCUAGGCCGCGCACUCCGAUCUGGCCGCGCCGCCUACGUGUCCGCCGAUCUCCGCAAUAAGGCACAGGUCGUUAAAGCAUUUGAAGGAAUUGAAGUUGUCUUUCACAUGGCUGCUCCUGAUUCAUCUAUCAACAACUACCAGCUUCAUUUCUCUGUGAAUGUUGAUGGUACCAGAAAUGUUAUUGAUGCGUGUAUUGAAUGCCAAGUGAAGAGACUAAUCUAUACUAGUUCUCCUAGUGUGGUGUUUGAUGGUGUUCAUGGAAUUUUCAAUGGGGAAGAAUCACUUCCAUAUCCAGAGAAGUUCAACGAUUCAUAUUCAGAGACUAAAGCAGAAGGAGAAAAAUUGAUUUUAAAAGCUAAUGGCAGGAAUGGGCUUUUGACAUGUUGUAUAAGACCUAGCAGUAUAUUUGGCCCUGGUGACAGAUUGUUGGUGCCUUCACUAGUUGCUGCUGCAAAGGCUGGCAAGAGUAAGUUUAUCAUUGGUGAUGGGAAUAAUCUGUAUGACUUCACAUAUGUAGAAAAUGUGGCAUAUGCCCAUAUAUGUGCUGAGCGCACUCUAUCCUCUGAAGAAGGUGCUAAGCAAGCUGCAGGGCAGGCCUAUUUCAUAACAAAUGGAGAACCAAUAAAAUUUUGGGAAUUCAUGUCAUUAAUACUAGAAGGUCUUGGAUAUGAAAGGCCAAAUAUCAAACUUCCUGUUUCUUUUAUGAUGCCAAUUGCUCACUUGGUAGAAUGGGCAUACAAGAUCUUUUCACAGUAUGGGAUGCCUGUGCCCCAGCUGACACCUUCAAGAAUUAGACUUUUGUCAUGCAAUAGGACUUUCAGCUGUUCAAAAGCUAAAGAUCAUAUUGAUUAUGAGCCUAUUGUGUCUCUUAAGGAUGGUAUCCAAAGAACAAUUGAGUCAUACUCUCAUCUUAAAGCUGAGCAGAAAAAGAGAACUUCUAAAGUUUAUACCUAUUUGGGUGGUGGAAAAGUUGCUGACACACUUCUUUGGAAAGAUAAGAAACAAUCAUUCACAAUGUUGCUUCUGUUUGUUGCCCUAUAUAGCUACUUUUUCGCAAAUGGAUAUACAAUGAUUACAGCAGUGGCAAAGCUAGUCUCAGUUGUUGCAUUGUUCUUGUUUAUUCAUGGCGCUUUGCCUUCAAAAAUAUUAGGGUAUAAUAUUCAGAAAUUGUCACCUUCGUAUUUCGAAUUGUCAGAAGAGCAGGCACGUAGGCAUGCUCAUUCAGCUACCCAUAUAUGGAACAAUGGAAUUGUCAUAUUGCGCUCACUUUGCAAGGGAAAGGAUUGGGCAUUGAUGUUUAAGGUUGUUUUCUUGUUAUUAUUUCUGAAUGUCCUUGGAUACAUGUCGCCGCAGACAAUCUAUAAAUUAGGGCUUGCUAUAGCUUUCUUUGGUUUGUAUGUUUAUGAUAGAUGGGAAGAUGAGAUCGACAAGCAUAUUAAGGAUGCAUACUCCCAUGUCAGAAAGUUGACAUCGAAGGUUCCCCGAGGCCCUUGAGGCACUAGUGAUGUUGGCCAGUGCUGGUUUUGUCUGCAGAAUUUGAUUACAUCAUGUUCCAACUUUGCUUAGAUCGAGGGAGCUUGAACUCAUCUGGGAACUUUGCUGCAUAAUAUUUUCUCAAUGAUGGGUCCUUUGUUGAACUUUACCCAAUCUUGGUAGAACUGUGCAUUUUCAGGGCAUUUGUUUUACGGUUGCCCUUUGCAAAUUCUUCUGUCAAGUGUUUUCUUUUAUUUGGAAAACAAAGGCCCAGAUAUAUGGAUGCAAAGUAGAGGAAAACAAAAGAAACUAUUAGAGAAGAAUUGGAGGGAUGAAAUGUUUUUUGCUAUGAAGGUAAACGUUUUUUCAAUCAA
Molecule: messenger RNA, 2191 nt
Organism: Zingiber officinale
Lineage: Eukaryota; Viridiplantae; Streptophyta; Magnoliopsida; Zingiberales; Zingiberaceae
Product: 3beta-hydroxysteroid-dehydrogenase/decarboxylase-like
Exons: 12
Coding region: 183-1838 (551 amino acids)
Biological process (GO): steroid biosynthetic process
Molecular function (GO): 3-beta-hydroxy-Delta5-steroid dehydrogenase (NAD+) activity
Source: RefSeq, a predicted model, not a curated record